UAAGCGGCCGGCCGUGAUCUCACCGACUACUUGAUGAAGAUCCUGACCGACCGUGGCUACAACUUCACCACUACCGCGGAGCGGGAAAUUGUGCAGGACAUCAAGGAGGAACUGUGUUACGUGGCAUUGGACUUUGAGCAGGAAAUGGCCACCACCACGUCAUCGUCGACACUGGAGAAGUGUUACCAGUUACCGGACGGACAGAUCAUUAUGAUUGGCAAUGAGCGGUUCCGCUGCCCGGAGGUACUCUUCCAGCCGGCUUUGAUUGGCAUGGAAACGUCCGGUGUGCACGAGUCGGUGUACAACUGCAUAAUGAAGUGUGACGUCGAUAUCCGCAAGGAUCUGUACGCGAACACGGUGCUGACCGAGUACGAUCAGGAGGAAAAUCAUGGCACAACCGAAGCGCAAGUACUCGGUCUCGGCAAGUCUGCCGUCAAGUAUGGCGGCUUCCGCUUGAAGUCUGGAAGUCAUAUUAAAACGUUAGACGUGAAGCUGAAGCCACUCCCGGCUCAACCGCAGAUGGUCGCGCAGGUUCAGAUGUGUAUCGAGCACGGCUCACGGAUGUGA
Molecule: messenger RNA, 567 nt
Organism: Anopheles bellator
Lineage: Eukaryota; Metazoa; Arthropoda; Insecta; Diptera; Culicidae
Product: actin, clone 302-like
Exons: 2
Coding region: 34-567 (177 amino acids)
Source: RefSeq, a predicted model, not a curated record